CAUUUGAGCGCCGGACAGACGUGCGCACUGACAGGAGUCCUUGGCUGCUCGGCCUGCUGGAGGUGAACUGAACUGCGAGGACAAACAUGCAGAGCUGGACACAGUUAUAUCGCUCCUUGGCUGCGCGGAGCCAUCAACUCCCUUGCAAACUCCAUGGUGCUGCUUCAGUGUCCGUCCGCAGCUAUGCUGACAAAGCAGCAAUCGAUGCAGAUGUCACAGUGGUGGGCUCUGGUCCAGGGGGCUAUGUGGCAGCCAUCAAAGCAGCACAGCUUGGAUUCAAGACUGUGUGUGUGGAGAAGAAUGCAACACUGGGCGGAACCUGUCUGAAUGUUGGCUGUAUCCCAUCAAAGGCUCUGCUAAACAACUCACACCUGUACCACAUGGCUCACGGCAAAGACUUCGAAAGCAGAGGCAUCGAAAUUUCAGGCAUCUCGUUGAAUCUGGAGAAAAUGAUGGCGCAGAAGAGCGGCGCAGUCAAGGCACUUACAGGAGGAAUCGCACAUCUAUUCAAACAGAACAAAGUAACACACGUCAAUGGGUUCGGAAGAGUGAGUGGUAAAAACCAGGUCACUGCUACGACAGCUGACGGCAGCGAGCAGGUCAUCAACACAAAGAACAUUCUGAUCGCCACGGGCUCUGAAGUCACGCCAUUCCCAGGGAUACAGAUUGAUGAAGAGAGUGUGGUGUCGUCUACUGGAGCUCUGUCCCUUAAGAAGGUUCCCGAAGAGCUGAUAGUGAUCGGAGCUGGUGUCAUCGGAGUGGAGCUGGGGUCAGUGUGGCAGAGACUGGGAUCCAAGGUCACGGCUGUAGAGUUUUUGGGCCAUGUUGGUGGGAUGGGCAUCGACAUGGAAAUCUCCAAGAACUUCCAGCGCAUCUUGCAGAAACAAGGGCUCAAGUUUAAGCUUGGCACCAAAGUUCUCGGCGCCACUAAAAGGCCGGAUGGGAAGAUUGAUGUUGCUGUGGAGGCAGCCGCCGGCGGAAAGAACGAGACUCUGACGUGUGACGUGCUGCUCGUCUGUAUCGGCAGACGACCUUUCACUCAGAACCUGGGCCUGGACUCUGUUGGUAUCGAGCUUGACAACAGAGGACGCAUCCCUGUGAACAACCGGUUCCAGACCAAAGUCCCCAGCAUCUAUGCCAUUGGAGACGUGGUGGCCGGACCAAUGUUGGCCCACAAAGCUGAGGACGAGGGCAUCAUCUGUGUGGAAGGCAUGGCGGGUGGGGCCGUGCACAUCGACUACAACUGUGUUCCUUCAGUUAUCUACACACAUCCUGAGGUGGCCUGGGUCGGUAAAACUGAGGAGCAGCUCAAAGAGGAGGGCGUCCCCUACAAAGUUGGCAAGUUCCCCUUUGCUGCCAACAGCCGUGCUAAAACCAACGCAGACACCGAUGGUCUAGUGAAGAUCCUCAGCCACAAGGAGACCGACAGAAUGCUGGGAGCUCACAUCCUUGGAACUGGGGCAGGAGAGAUGAUCAAUGAAGCUGCCUUGGCGAUGGAGUAUGGAGCAUCCUGUGAGGACAUUGCCAGAGUGUGCCACGCUCACCCUACGGUCUCCGAGGCCUUUAGAGAAGCCAACCUGGCUGCCUCUUUCGGGAAAGCCAUCAACUUCUAGACAUAGUUGCAACUUCACUGUACAUAACAAGGAGGAAGCAGGAAGCUCGGCAUCAUGGAAACCUACAACCUGUCACCUGAACUCUACUGCAUUUAGUUCAUGUUAUUUAAAUGUUCUCAAUUGACAAAAUAAAAGUGGGUUUAUGGAAAACAA
This is a messenger RNA of Synchiropus splendidus (mandarinfish), 1766 nucleotides long. It is a transcript of the gene dldh, whose product is annotated as dihydrolipoamide dehydrogenase. The transcript has 14 exons. The record is from RefSeq and is a predicted model, not a curated record. Gene Ontology annotation, cellular component: mitochondrion; oxoglutarate dehydrogenase complex. Bases 87 to 1613 code for a protein of 508 amino acids. Lineage: Eukaryota; Metazoa; Chordata; Actinopteri; Syngnathiformes; Callionymidae. Gene Ontology annotation, molecular function: flavin adenine dinucleotide binding; dihydrolipoyl dehydrogenase (NADH) activity.